AACAUGGAGAGAGAGAGAGAGAGAGAGAGAGAGAGAGAGAGAGAGAUGAAAGCCAAGGGAGAGCUGCAGAAGAACGACAUUUAGAUGUUCUGGAAGUGCUUCAGAAAGGCAUUCCUUGGAUUUUCUCAUCAGAAUUGGUUACAGGACUGAACACAACCCGACAAAACUCAUAUGGAUUCCUUCUUUUUGACUGAGGUCACCGGUUUCUGGCACACGCACAGGAAAACAGCGGACUUUUGGAUCAAAGUGUCAGACUCGGCUUGUCAUUUUAAAAUUGACGGACAAAAACUGCACCCAAGGCAAUUGCAGGUUACGGUGCUGUGAGAACACCCAGUGGUGGUUCGAAGAUUACGAUUUGGUUGUGUGAGCUAUGCACUUCUGUGGUCGUCAAGUGAGGCUGAGCAUCCACAGACAUUUAGAUGUGUAUACAUAUUGUCUGAGGGGUUUGCUGACUGCACAGUGAGAAGAAGAGACAAGGAAGGGAUCACAUUCAGCUGCAGCGUGGAAAAUAUGGAUGAAAGCAAAACUUAUCUAAAAAGGCCUUGUUUUCUAUCUAAUAUGUAGAAGGAGGAUGCUUUGUGGAGUCACUUUUCUCAUGCACAAAAAAAGAAAUUAUACCCUGGUUUAUCACGGUAAUGCUGUUGAAUAUUAACAGAACUUUUGGAGUCACGGACCACCCUGAAAUACCCAUGAAGGAGUCAGACCAGACGAGGGAUAACCCCCUGUCCUGGGAUCUCGACCAAUGCUGGGGUUCAUUCCUAAAACCAGCUGCAUGUCUUCGCGUCAACACCUUGGAUUUCUCAGACCUCUGGGAUGAGGAAGACAGCACAGAGGACGAGGGAACCAACUCAACCACUGUACCAUCAACCUGUCUCCGAGCCCCUCCAGCACCCCCUCCUCUUCCUCCCCCUCCUCCGCUUGCCCCACCUUUGCCCUCGGCCUCGCAUGAAGAUGCUACCAUCAAAUCUCGCACCUUGAAGCUCCACUGGAGGGAACUGCAGAGUUUGGCUCCCCUUCCCAGAAUGACCCGCUUUGGGACGCAGACUAUUUGGUCCGGACUUGAGCCAGUCCACUUGGAUACAAACCGACUGGAGUACCUGUUUGAAUCUAAGGGCCAUAGCACCAGUUUUAAUGUGGUUUCUGGAAGGCAGAAGCAGCCGUUGGUCUCGGUGUUGGGGAUGAAGCGGAGCAACAUCAUAACCAUCGCCCUGAGCAGUCUGCCCCCUCCCCGCCUCCUCCCCCCUGCUAUCUACAGCAUGGACAGCAGUGUGCUGGACAGAGAGGACGUUCAGCGGCUUAAAGCUUUAAUGCCAACAGAAGAGGAACUUUGUCUGAUCAAGGAUGCCAAGGCCCAGAAUCCCCACUCCCCUCUGGCCCCAGCUGAGCUCUGUCUGCUCACUUUGGGGGAAAUCCCGCAUCUGAACUCUAGGCUUCAGCUGUGGGCCUUUGCUCUGGACUACGACUCCCUAGAAAGGGAAAUUGCUGAGCCUCUCUUCCAUCUGAAGUUGGCCAUGGAGCAGCUCGCAGCCAGCCAGACCUUCAGAUGUAUUCUAGCAACAGUGUUAGCGAUCGGUAACUUUCUCAAUGGAUGUAAGGCCCGUGGUUUUGAGCUGAGUUACCUGGGAAAGCUGUCCCAGGUGAGGGAUACACACACUCGUCAGCCCCUGCUGCACCACGUGUGUGUGCUUCUGAUGCAGCUCUACCCGCAAUCGUCUGACCUCUACUCUGACAUCACUGCUGUUACUAAAGCUGGCAAGUGUGACUACUCCCUAGUCCAGUCCAACAUCACCCAGCUAGAGGCCCUGUGCAAAGCAUCAUGGGAGCAGCUGAAGGUGCUGGACAAGGCAGAGGAGAAGAGGAAAGGAGGAAAGAUGGAGAAGAGGAGAGGACAAGAAGACGAGGCCUUGGCCUCGGAGGCCUCGCUCCGUUACAGGUUGCCGAAGAUUUUGAAAGAGUGCGAGGAGAGGCUGAAGGUCCUGCGAGCCGUCCAUCGCCGGGUUAUUAACAGGUUCCACUCUUUCCUCUUAUUCCUAGGCUACUCCCGGGCUAUGGUGAGGGACACCAAAGAGGAGGACUUCUGUAAAACCAUCAGUAACUUUUCGUUAGAGUACAGGACCACACGGCAGACCAUCCUCCUGCAGAGAGAGAGGGAACGGCAGAAAAGUGGAGCAGAAAGCCCAGGCCCUAACACUCCCGCAGCCAGAAGGAAACGUCAAGAAACGCCAACACAGGAAAAUGAGGAGCAGCGUAGGCUGGAGGAGGUGCUGAAAACACCUGAGUCCACCUCAAGACUGGACGUCACUCUGCCUCGAAACCGCAGGAGGAUGACUGACUUCCAAAGUCCUUUCUCACGGAAAAUGAAGUGGUGACGCCGUUGAUAUUACUUUCAGGAGCCAUGCGGUCACUGGUGCAUUAGAGAAAAAAAAAUGUUUGUGAAUGUUAUUUAUGACUGACUGCUGUUAAAAGGCACCGUUUCGCAGCACAAUAUUGUUUAACAGUUAGAGAAUGGACGGGAUUUUGCGUCAAUUGAGUUGUAUAGUAAAUAUGCAUUAAAAUGAACAAUAAAAACAGCCAUAUGAAAAAUAAAA
Molecule: messenger RNA, 2588 nt
Organism: Micropterus salmoides (largemouth bass)
Lineage: Eukaryota; Metazoa; Chordata; Actinopteri; Centrarchiformes; Centrarchidae
Product: FH1/FH2 domain-containing protein 1
Exons: 9
Coding region: 636-2369 (577 amino acids)
Biological process (GO): actin filament network formation; cortical actin cytoskeleton organization
Cellular component (GO): cytoskeleton; cytoplasm
Molecular function (GO): actin filament binding
Source: RefSeq, a predicted model, not a curated record